AUGGGUAUGGAGGCUGCUGUACGUGCCAAGACAACCCAGUUGGAAGGCAUCAGCUUCGUGCGCAGCGAUGGCCGUCCGUAUGGAGUCAUUAGAGCUACUGGGAAUCCCAAUCAGCAAUCACUAGUAUCCGAGUACGAGAUAUUCCGUGGUGACCUAGCACAGAUCCUCUACGACCUGACCAAGGACAACAAAAAUAUCGACUAUGUGUUCGGAGAGCAAAUGGAGUCCAUAUAUCAGAACGAGAAAGCAGAUGGAAGUGUUAAAGUCGAGUUUGCUAACCGAUUGCCCACCUCGGAGUACGACCUGGUUGUGGCUUGUGAUGGUGCAACCUCGAGAACUCGAGCCCUAGGACUCGGUAUUGGAGUGCGAGAUGACGUUGAGCCUACGAACUGUUGGGCGGCUUACUUUCCAUACCUGAGGACCCCAGGCCAGUCCAACGUAUACAGUGUCCCCAUACAGCUCGUACAUAGUAUUGAUAGAUGA
Molecule: messenger RNA, 483 nt
Organism: Lithohypha guttulata
Lineage: Eukaryota; Fungi; Ascomycota; Eurotiomycetes; Chaetothyriales; Trichomeriaceae
Exons: 1
Coding region: 1-483 (160 amino acids)
Source: RefSeq, a predicted model, not a curated record